Acyrthosiphon pisum (pea aphid) is the source of this 1167-nucleotide messenger RNA. Its product is annotated as zinc finger protein 25-like. The coding region runs from base 1 to 1167 and encodes 388 amino acids. Lineage: Eukaryota; Metazoa; Arthropoda; Insecta; Hemiptera; Aphididae. The transcript has 2 exons. The record is from RefSeq and is a predicted model, not a curated record.
AUGAUUGGCGCAGAACUAUUGGCUCAAAUAGACCCUCGGUUAAAAGAAAUCACUGGUAAUUAUAUCGAUAAUUUUGGCGGAUUAGAUAUUAUUUUUAUUGGUGAUCUAAGACAACUUCCACCAGUCAGAGCUGCUCCCAUUGACAAAUCCAUUAGUUCAUUUAAUUCUAAAGAAGAUAUUGACACUACUAAUUUUGACGAUGAAGUUGACCAUGUUGAUGAUAUGGUACAUAGCAUGGUACAAAGAUCACAAUUAAUGUUAUCUGAUAUCGAGCCUGAGAAAAAUACUUAUAAUUGUCAUCUCUGUAAAUCAUCUUUUCCAAAAAAAAGAGAUUUAAGCAAACACCAGAAAUCACAUAAAAAAAAUUAUGAAAAUUCUUAUAAACCUAAGAACUCACAUUCCACAUUUCCUGAAGAAUUACACUUAACUAAGCAUAACAAGACACCUGAACCGAAAAAAACAAAGAGGCUUUAUGAAUGCAGUCUCUGCAGAUCAACUUUUCCUACAGCAUCAAAACUAGAAAGUCAUACAAAAUAUCACAUCGGUGAUAGUCCUCUAAUUCAAUGCCAUCUUUGUGAUGCAUUAUUUAUAUUACAAUCAUAUUUAAGUAUUCAUAUGAGAUCUCAUUUUGUAGAUAAACCAUAUCAGUGCCGUCAUUGUUUAGCAACAUUCGCCCAAAAGAAAAGUUACUCUUACCAUUUAAAAACUCACAGAGAUCUUGAAUUGAGGAGAUGUAUUAGGUGUAACAUGUUAUUUUUUCCAAAAACUAAGCUAAUUAAACGUUUUAAAUGCGUCGAGUGUAACAAAAGAUUUGGGCAAAAAGCUGUUUUACGGUCACAUAUGAGAACUCACAGUAUUGAACAAAAAUAUAAAUGUGACACAUGUGGAGUAGUCUUUGAACAAAAAUCUAAUUUAAUUAAACACAUAAAAAAAUACAUUACAAGAAAAUCUCAUACCAAAGAAACAUGUCUAUGUCUUAUCUGUUUAAAAUCGUUUUUUGAAAAAAAGGAACUUACACUACAUAUUAAAUUGCAUAUGAAGAAUAUGUCAUCUGAAUGUUUGAUUUGUAAAAAACCAUUUCUACAAGUACCUGUCUCGGCUAAAGUAUUAAGAGAUAUAACUGGAAAUAAAAAAAAUAUAUGCGAUGUGUGUUCUGUCAUCUUCUAA